UCAAAUCGCUUUUUCACCUCCAAGAGCUAAUCUUCAAUGAAAAGUAACGUUGCUUUUGGAAAGAGUCGGACGAUGUAACAUUGAUAUUUAUGGGGAACAGAAGUUUUGGGAGUUGGAAGUGAUCUAUCGUCUUCUUGCUUGACUUGUCCUUCAAACAGUAAAGAUCGAUCGUCUGCUUGCUUGACUUGUCCUCGAAACAUAAGUACAUAUUCCAACUUUUCAAAAUCCAAGCCUGGAUAUUUAAGAAUCAGAGAUACCAAUCGAAAAGUUGCGUAGAGAAGUAAAAAAAGAACAAAGAAAAACCCAUAAAAUUAUAAGGAAGAUGGGAAGCAGAGGGUUGGAUUUGAAGGGGAUACCAUCAGUGGACAUCAUGACUGAACUUCUUCACCGCAUGAAGCGCGCUUCAAAGUCCGACAAUCGCCUUAUGCUCAUUGGGCCAUCGGGUUCGGGAAGAGGUACUCAAUCCCCCAUCAACGAUGAGUACUGUCUGUGCCAUUUGGCCACUGAUGAUAUGUUGAGAGCUGCUUUUGCAGCUAAUACUCUGGUAGCCAAAAAGGAUGAAGAAGCUAUAGUUAAGGGGAAACUUGUUCUUGAUGAGGAAGUUGCUGGUUUAAUUGAUGAAGACUUGAAGAAACCUUCUUGUCAGAAGGGAUUCAUUCUUGAUGGUUUCCUGAAGACAGUGAUUCAGGCGGAAAAGCUUGACGAUAUGCUGCAGAGUCAGGGAACUGACAUCGAUAAUGUGAUCAGCUUUGCAACUGAUGAUGACAUGUCGAAGAAGAUGAUUACUGGUGUUGAUUAUGGAGGGCCUACUCCCUCUUUAAUCAAGGAAGAGGUGCUCCAUUCUGCUUGGAGGGGGACUCUUCCUGAGAAGGAGCGUGUCCUAAGAACAGUGAAACGCAUGUGGCUUUUUAUGCCUUGACGUGUAGAGACAGUUGUCCUUGUGACAUGCCACAUAUGUGUUGGAAAUGUUUCUGAGGCGAGUUCAAGAAGUGUCCCUCGAGUAUUGGAAAUUUAAAGUAUAUAAAAAUUACGGCAGUGUCGACGUUGGAUUCUUGAAUUAACAACCUUAGCAGGAGAUUCUCUGCUUUGUAGCUGCUAUUAUUGCAAUUGAGUUCCACCACCAUCCCUUUUUUGUAUUACUUGUAUCCAAAUUCUUUUUGAUGUCUGUAAGUUCAUGAUCCGCCUCAAUCACUAUAUGUUGGUGACAAUCUAGCUUCUGCACACAAUGAAGAUAAUAAUUUCCUAUCCGGAUGUCCUAGCUAGGAUCCGAUGGUGGAGAUGCUGUUGAUGGUUGUUGGUUUUAUAUCUAUUUCUAGUUUUAGGAUUAUUUACUGACAUACUUCCUAUGCUAACGAAUGAUUCUGUCCAAUACAUUCUUGUUGCAGCAUACUGAACAAGAAGACUCCUGAGAAAUUUGAUCUUCUCAAGAGUCGACUUGUCGAAUCUGGGAUCACAAACUCGUGUCUUUAUGCUGGGAUUUUGAUUCUUCUUUAUGUCUUCAUAUACUCGUAGCCUAAUUAUGCUUGUACUUCUGCUGUUUUAUUUGUCGUGCAGGGAGUUGUCUCUUUGAUAUCUGACAAGGCUGUGCUGGAGCCAACAUUUUGUCCGAUGUAUGCACAACUAUGUUCUGAUCUGAAUGAGAUGCUUCCUCCCUUCCCAUCUGAUUAGCCUGGUGGAAAAGAAAUCACAUUUAAGAGAGUUCUUCUGAAUAUCUGUCAGGAGGCAUUUGAAGAUGCUGACAAAUUGCGGGCAGAGCUCAGGCAGAUGACUGCCCCUGAGCAAGAGUUGGAAAGAAGAGAUAAAGAAAGGUUGUUCAAACUCCGUACUCUCGGGAACAUUCACCUGAUAGGAGAGCUUUUGAAGCAAAAGAUGGUUCCGGAGAAGAUUGUCCACCACAUUGUUCAGGAACUCAUAGGACCUGAUAC
Olea europaea var. sylvestris is the source of this 1925-nucleotide messenger RNA. RefSeq names its product adenylate kinase 4-like. Lineage: Eukaryota; Viridiplantae; Streptophyta; Magnoliopsida; Lamiales; Oleaceae. Gene Ontology annotation, biological process: nucleobase-containing compound metabolic process. The record is from RefSeq and is a predicted model, not a curated record. Gene Ontology annotation, molecular function: mRNA binding; ATP binding; AMP kinase activity. The transcript has 7 exons. The coding region runs from base 323 to 919 and encodes 198 amino acids. Gene Ontology annotation, cellular component: mitochondrion; eukaryotic translation initiation factor 4F complex; cytoplasm.